AUGAGCAUGGCCUGGUUUGUCACGUCAAGACCCAAGCCGCUGGGCAUCACGUCAACUCCAUCACGCUCUUUUCAGUCUCGUUACAUCUUCGUCGCUAUGAGGCUUACCACUUCCUUCGCCGCGCUUUACAGCGUCGUGGUCAUCGCGCUUUGCCUUGGUCAGGCGCACGCUGACUCUGUCACCACACCCCUGGCCCUGACCCACGUCGACGACAAGGGUAAGCCUGUCACCCCUCUCACCUACCUCAACCUCGAGCCGUCUGCCAAAGAGCUCGCAGACGCCGCCAAGAAGAUCACGACGCCUCCGCCCCUGCCAGCUGAACACAAGCGUCUGCUGCCGUCCGAUCAGUUGCAGCCUUUCGUCGGACAGAUCUCCAGCCAGGGUCUCGCGAUCAAGAGGGAGCUCGGUCACAGUCUCGUUCCUUCGCUUCCCAUCUUGGGCGCUCUCGACAACGAGGGCGACCACACCAACCAGGCUCCGCCCGCCAAAGCCGCCGGAGAGAAGCGUCUCCUCGACGCUCUCAAGGCUCUCCAGCCCGGCGAGGGAACCGAAUACCUGCCCGAGAACCACCAGACGCUCGGUCAGCGUACCGUGCACCCGCUGAACCGACGUGCGGAAGAAGACCCGCUCGACGUCAACAUCUUCGGCCAAAACCUUCACAACCUUGCGCUUCCCAAGCUUUCUCCCAGCAAGCGAAGCAAGAGCAUCGGUCUCAACGUCCUGGGCGAAGAUGUGCCUCUCGACAGGCUUUCCUUGCCGGGUUUGGGCAGCCGUGAUGUACAGCCCCUCGAUCUUGGUCUCAAGACGGGAAACCAGCAGGAUCUCGACUCUGCCGAAGGGCUUUUCAAGGGUGUCCUUCCCUUCAAGCGACACGAUGCUUCUGCUCAACCUCUCGAUCUCGGUCUGAAGACUGGGAACAAGGAGGAUCUUCAACGAGCGGACAGCUUCCUCACUGGGCUGCUCGGAGGUUCUGCCGCCAAACGCGACUCGAUCUCGCCCGACGGAAUCGACCUGGGCAGCUUUAAAAGUCUGGGUGACAAGUUCGCCAAACAAGCUCAAAAGGACGCGCUUCCACUCCUCUUCGCGCCCGUCAAGCAGGCUGCUAGCCCGGCCGUCCAAGGCAUAUCCACCGUCAACCAGGUCUGCACCGCAUUCGAUUGCGCAGGUCUCGUCAAAGGCACCCUUGAGAGCACCACCAAGGAACUCGGUCUUCCUGCCUUCAAACCUAUCCAACUUCCCUCCCGCCGACGCGCUUUGGGCGACAAGGACCUCUUCGCCAACGGACUGUUGAACAACGGAGGUGAGGUUGAGGGAAUCCCCAUCAAACGCGCUAUUCCCGGUGAAGACGUUGCGACCAAGAAGGUUCUCGGCCUAAGCGAUGAAGCUCAAGAUGCAGUGCUGGGUGUCAAGGAUGCGGUGAACGAUGUAGCGUUGGGUGAAAAGGACAAGGUGAACAAUGUAGCUGGAGAGUUUGUCAAGCACCUGUACUCAAAACAGGCAAAGGUGGAGACGAAGAGGGACCUGACACUGCCUCCGUUCAGCUUGCUGCCCGGAACAGGACCGCAGGCCAAGGAGGCGGUCAAGGAGACGAUCGACUUUUUGGGUCUGCCAAUCCCUGGUGUGAAGAGGAUGCACAGGGUUCGUCGUAAGCAACAGUAG
This is a messenger RNA of Pseudozyma hubeiensis SY62, 1659 nucleotides long. Its product is annotated as serine/threonine-protein kinase Sgk2. The record is from RefSeq and is a predicted model, not a curated record. Lineage: Eukaryota; Fungi; Basidiomycota; Ustilaginomycetes; Ustilaginales; Ustilaginaceae. The transcript is spliced from 2 exons. The coding region runs from base 1 to 1659 and encodes 552 amino acids.